GAAGUGUACUCUGUGUUGAGAAAUACUUUCAAGCUGCCAUCUUUCCGAGAAAAUCAACUUGAAGCCAUAAAUGCCACAUUGAGCGGAGAGGAUGUAUUUGUUCUGAUGCCAACAGGGGGUGGAAAAUCCCUUUGCUACCAAUUGCCCGCGCUUGUCAAGUCUGGAAUCACAAGCGGUACCACUAUCGUUAUUUCGCCUUUGAUUUCCUUGAUGCAAGACCAGGUGCAUCAUUUACUACAGAACCAAAUCAAAGCGGCAAUGAUCAACUCAAAAUCUUCUGCUUCGCAGAGGAAACAGACAUUCGACCUUUUUGUCAACGGGUUUCUCGAUCUGGUGUAUUUAUCUCCCGAAAUGAUCAGUGCCAGCGGAAUGGUGAGAAAUGCCAUCGCCGCACUUCACAAGAAAAAGAUGCUGGCAAGAGUUGUUGUGGACGAGGCUCACUGUGUUUCCUCUUGGGGCCAUGAUUUCCGUCCGGACUACAAAGCUCUGAGCUAUUUCAAAACCGAGUAUCCGGAAAUUCCUAUGAUGGCCCUCACGGCAACAGCGAACGAACAUGUUCGGAUGGACAUCAUCCACAAUCUCAAUCUGAAGCAUCCGAAAUUCUUCAAGCAGAGUUUCAACAGGUCCAACUUGUUCUACGAAGUGCUACCGAAGAAGAAGACCGUGGUGGAAGAGAUCGCACAACUGAUCAACCGCAAAUAUAAAAAUAUGACGGGCAUAAUCUACUGUCACUCGAAAAACUCGUGUGAGCAAACAGCAACACGACUCGCGGACUAUGGUAUCAAAUGUGACUUUUACCACGCAGGAAUGACCCAGGACGACCGUCAAAGAGUGCAGCUGGGCUGGCAGACCAACGAAAUUCAGGUAAUCUGUGCCACCAUUGCGUUUGGUAUGGGAAUCGAUAAACCCGAUGUUCGAUUCGUCAUCCACCUUACUCUUCCUCGUAAUCUUGAGGGAUACUACCAGGAGACUGGAAGGGCAGGGAGAGACGGAAAACAUUCUGACUGCAUCAUGUACUACAGUAUGAGAGAUGCGCGUACUUUGCAAGGAAUGAUUCUGCGCGACAAGGAGCUCGACCGGUUCAACAAGGAACAACACGUGAACAAAUUACGCCAGGUGACACAGUAUUGCGAGAACACUACAGAUUGUCGUCGUCAACAGGUGCUGCAAUAUUUCAACGAAACUUUCAACCGCAAAGAUUGUCAUAAGCAAUGUGACAACUGCAUUAAUGGCGAAAACUUCGAAGUCGAGCACCGCGACAUGACAGCGUUUGCCAAAAAUGUGAUAAAUCUCGUCAAGACUCUCAACGGCGAAAACUUGACUGUAAUCCAAUGUCAGGACGUUUUUAGAGGAUCCAAAACAGCUAAAAUUGUCAACUCGGGAUUACAUCUAAACGAGUACCAUGGAAAUGGUCGGGAACUGCCCAAGAUGGAAAUCGAGCGAUUGUUCUUCCAUCUCUUGAGGGAAGGCUUCCUAGAGGAGAAAUCUGUGAUGAACGCUGCUGGCUUUGCCACGAACUAUCUUGUCCUUGGGCCUAAAGCUAACGAUGUGCUCUCUCGCGGCAAAAAAGUGGUUAUACCAUUCACCAGAAGCAAGACUACCCGAUUGGAGACGCCAUCAUUGUCUGGAACAGCUAAUAAAGAGAAUAAGGCCCCCCAAUUCCUUUCUGCAAAGCACCGGUCGCUGUGCUCUACGCACCUGAAUCAUUCAAGAGACUCGACUAUGGCGUCAGAUACGACAUUGAAAGACAUGGCCAUGAAAUUGCCAACUACGAAAACGGAGUACGAAAGGCUUGAUGGUAUGGAGAAAAACCAAACACAGUACUUCCAGAAGUUUGAGCGCGUUUUAGGGGCCCUAAGGCAAGAACGAGAU
Messenger RNA from Ogataea polymorpha, 1872 nucleotides. RefSeq lists its product as uncharacterized. The annotation marks the transcript as partial. The transcript has 2 exons. NCBI's taxonomy places the organism in Eukaryota, Fungi, Ascomycota, Pichiomycetes, Pichiales, Pichiaceae. Gene Ontology annotation, cellular component: chromosome; cytoplasm; nucleus. The record is from RefSeq and is a predicted model, not a curated record. Gene Ontology annotation, biological process: double-strand break repair via homologous recombination; DNA replication. Gene Ontology annotation, molecular function: ATP binding; 3'-5' DNA helicase activity; four-way junction helicase activity.